AUGGGAGAUCUGUUUAUGCUCAGGGUGGCUGUGGGCAUAUGCUGUGCCACCUUCAGUGUCUCUGCCUGGUCAGUGAACAAUUUCCUCAUAACAGGUCCCAAGGCCUAUCUGACCUACACUACCAGUGUGGCCCUGGGUGCCCAGAGUGGCAUUGAGGAGUGUAAGUUCCAAUUUGCUUGGGAACGCUGGAACUGCCCUGAAAAUGCUCUCCAGCUGUCUACUCAUAACAGGCUGAGAAGUGCCACCCGGGAGACUGCAUUUAUUCAUGCUAUCAGCUCUGCUGGAGUCAUGCAUACCAUCACCAAGAACUGCAGCAUGGGCGACUUUGAAAACUGUGGCUGUGAUGAGUCAAAAAAUGGGAAAACAGGAGGCCAUGGCUGGAUCUGGGGAGGCUGCAGCGACAAUGUAGAAUUUGGGGAAAGGAUCUCCAAACUCUUCGUGGACAGCCUGGAGAAGGGAAAGGAUGCCAGAGCCCUGAUGAACCUUCACAACAACAGGGCGGGCAGGCUGGCAGUGAGAGCCACCAUGAAAAAGACCUGCAAAUGCCACGGCAUCUCAGGGAGCUGCAGCAUCCAGACAUGCUGGCUGCAGCUGGCUGACUUCCGGGAGAUGGGGGACUACCUAAAGGCCAAGUAUGACCGGGCACUGAAAAUUGAGAUGGAUAAGCAGCAGCUAAGGGCUGGAAACAGUGCCGAGGGCCACUGGGCACCCACUGAGGCCUUCCUUCCUAGUGCAGAGGCUGAGCUGAUCUUUUUAGAGGAGUCACCAGAUUACUGCAUCCGCAAUUCCACCCUGGGUGUCUAUGGCACAGAGGGUCGGGAGUGUCUGCACAACAGCCACAACACAUCCAGGUGGGAACGACACAGCUGCGGGCGCCUGUGCACUGAGUGUGGCCUGCAGGUGGAAGAAAGGAGAACUGAGGCCAUCAGCAGCUGUAACUGCAAAUUUCAGUGGUGCUGUACAGUCAAGUGUGACCAGUGUAGGCAUGUGGUGAACAAGUACUAUUGCACACUCUCCCCAGUCCGUACUUGGCCCCUAGGCAAAGGUAGCACCCGAUAACGCCCACACAAAAUUAUUGCUCAACUGAAUGACAAUGGAGGGGGACACAGCUUCUCUGUUGGAGAAAGUAGAUUGGAUGACAGUUGGAAAAUCCCAGGGUUGGCCUGUAGUCCUCUUGAUAUCUGUUAUACAUGGGAAAAUUGAGGCUCAAGACUAUACAGCAUAUUCUUGACAGAGCUGAAUUUGGAACCUGGGCCUCCUUAUCUGGGCACAGCACAUUUCUUCUUCCUACAAGUUACUUCCUGAUCUUUAUAUCUGUACUUCUGCAGCUGGUUUG
Messenger RNA from Artibeus jamaicensis (Jamaican fruit-eating bat), 1336 nucleotides. It is a transcript of the gene WNT8A, whose product is annotated as Wnt family member 8A. Lineage: Eukaryota; Metazoa; Chordata; Mammalia; Chiroptera; Phyllostomidae. Gene Ontology annotation, biological process: multicellular organism development; canonical Wnt signaling pathway; cell fate commitment. Gene Ontology annotation, cellular component: extracellular region. Gene Ontology annotation, molecular function: frizzled binding; cytokine activity. Bases 1 to 1059 code for a protein of 352 amino acids. The transcript has 6 exons. The record is from RefSeq and is a predicted model, not a curated record.